Talaromyces marneffei is the source of this 1914-nucleotide messenger RNA. RefSeq lists its product as uncharacterized. Gene Ontology annotation, biological process: DNA-templated transcription. The record is from RefSeq and is a predicted model, not a curated record. The transcript has 4 exons. NCBI's taxonomy places the organism in Eukaryota, Fungi, Ascomycota, Eurotiomycetes, Eurotiales, Trichocomaceae. Gene Ontology annotation, cellular component: RNA polymerase III complex. Gene Ontology annotation, molecular function: single-stranded DNA binding. The coding region runs from base 1 to 1914 and encodes 637 amino acids.
AUGUCCCAAUAUGCCGCGGAGCUGUGCACGCUCCUAGUUGAGGAUAACUUUGGAGAUUUGUUCGGACGGAUAUAUUCGACUCUUGUCCAAUAUGGUCGCCUUACGCUCUUUCGUCUCCGAGAUCAUUCACAAGUCUCCCAGAAACAACUGCUCCAUGCCCUUGCUGCCCUCGUGCAAAUGCAUCUGGUGUACCAUUACACCUCAACCGAUGAUGGAUUCACCUACUAUGAAGCCAACAUAGACGGUGCUUACUAUCUGAUACGGACAGGAAAAGUCUUGGAAGUGGUAGAAGAAAGGCUAGGCUCAUAUGCUGCACAAGUCAUGGCUGCUAUCGCCUAUCACGGCCAUAUUAUGAUCAGCGAGCUUGAAGCUCUACCGGAACUCCAAGCCAAAGAUGAUGCACACUAUGGAAAUGGCGACAAUGCUGAUGAAGACAUUAAGAAUGAAGACGAUGUCAGCGAGGGUACCGUGAAUGGCGUCGAGACUAACGGCGCCGCUAAUGGGGAUGGAGACGAUCAUCGCCCAUCCAAUACUCGUCUACACUCGGCGCUAAAUUAUCUUGCUGGGCAUGGCUAUAUUUGCCAAGUCAAAGAUGUCCAUCUUCACAGUCUGGCAGACAACACUCUGGAUGCUGAACGAGAAGCCACCAUAUGGGCUGGAAAUUCGGACUCCAAAGGCAAAAAGAAAGCCGCGGAGAUUGAAGACAAAAAGAGAGAAAUUCUCAACGACCGUCUAGAUGCUGACCUGAGCAGGGGAUUGACGGCUUAUGCCCAUCCGCCUGUUACCAAAAGACGACAGGAAAACGGGCACUCCGAGAACCCCCACAAACGUCGUCGUGUAGACUCGGAUGACGAGAUGGGCGACGAGAAUACUUGGGACGAGGGCGACGUGGAGGACCAGGAGACAAUGCGGCCGACUCUCGUGGUUCGUGUGAAUUAUCAGAAAUUAGACGUGGUUUUCAGAAACCGUCGUCUCGUCGAACUAGCGUUGCAGGGCACGUCACCAGCUACUGCCGAAGUGUACGAAACACUCUUACGUCUCAUCGAAUAUAAAACACCUUGUUGCCGAGAAGGCAUUGAAAUUCCCCGUGAGGGAGAAGAAGGCGAAACAAAUUCUGUAGCUAUCACGUUACAGCGACUUGCAAAUGAGGUUGACCCUCGUCUAGAUCUCAAAGGAACAAUCGGGCCACCAGGAAACCCACAAGCAAGCAAAACUAAUAAGCGGUCGUUAGCAAACGGCGUGAAUGGAAUUCACCACGAGGAUGAUGAUGACACAGAAACGACACGAACUCAUGAAAUCGAUCAGCACCUCAAUCUCCUAGCUCUGCCGCCAUACAGUCUAUCUACGCGGCGAAGUCAAGGUACCAUACCGGCAUGGUAUGUAGAAUACCGACGCCUUGCUCGUCAACUGCGCCACCUCGAGAUUGAGCGCAUAGUCGGGAUAAGAUUCGGCAAACUAGCUCUUCGAGUGAUUCAGAUUCUGCUUUCCAUGGGGAAACUAGACGAGAAACGUCUACAGGAAGUCAGCCUCAUAUCACAGAAGGACCUGCGUCAAGUUCUCGCACAAAUGCAGGAGAAUGGGUUCGUGGACCUGCAAGAAAUUCCUAAAGAUGCACAACGCCUGCCCAAUCGAACAGUCUUUCUGUGGUUCUACGACCCAGACCGCGUCGGUCGAAACUUACUCCACGACACUUACAAAGCCAUGUCACGAUGUAUCCAACGUCUACGCUUUGAGCGGACUCGACUCAAGGACUUUCUGGAUAAGACAGAGCGUACCGACGUGCGAGGGGAUGAAGAAAAAUAUCUUACUGAAGCAGAACUGGAGACUUUGCGGCAGUGGCGUGAGAAAGAAGGCUUGAUGCUUGGAGAGAUAGCUCGACUAGAUGAUCUGGUCGCUGUUUUUAGGGAUUUCUAA